Neurospora hispaniola is the source of this 472-nucleotide messenger RNA. RefSeq lists its product as uncharacterized. The record is from RefSeq and is a predicted model, not a curated record. NCBI's taxonomy places the organism in Eukaryota, Fungi, Ascomycota, Sordariomycetes, Sordariales, Sordariaceae. The transcript has a single exon. Bases 195 to 434 code for a protein of 79 amino acids.
AAAGGGCUCUGGCGCCUUCUUCCACUUUUUGGUCGAUAGUCGCACGAGGCGAUUGGCAGGUCGCGACGGUCUUUUGUAUGAUCGGUCAAGCAGAGACUUGGGAAGAUCAGAUGAAGGAGGGCGUAUGGAUUCCCGUCGUGCGGCGCGUGAAAGGGGUUGAAUGAAGAUGGAAUUUCAAUACCGUACACCCUACAAUGUUAGUUCGACGACGGACCACAAUCCUGUCCGUACGACUGCAGCUUUGGUUUACUCCGUCUCUGCUGUCGGGUCCCAAGGAGACAUGCAAUCAAUCAGAUAACAGGCACGAGCUUCACGAGGAUGAAGGCGCGCGAGUUAUUUGGAUUGAUGGAGGUCGUGUCCUUGUCUGGAAAAGUCGUGUCGGACGUGGAUCCCAAAAAAAGUUCCAGAGUUUGGGUUGCAGCGAGAAAGACUGAAGAGUUCAAAGUGCAUGUGCGAUGGCCACGCUUUUGGU